AUGCCUACCUCAACAGCCUGGCGACGGCGUGACGAGUCGACUCCACGACGAGGAAGCAGCCCAGCUCGUCCAGCUGCAGAUUCUAUCGAACGUCUCUCGCCCGAACCAUAUGCCGCUGCCACCUACACAUAUCCUGCUACUCCUCCAAGCACACACUACGCGAGCCGUGGGAGGAAGGAAUCUGGUAGUAACUCCUUGCAGGGUCUGGGACUGUCACAUACUGUCCUGACAGAUCGCCCAGUAGCAGACCAUGACCAUCUAUAUCUCGAUUCUAACGGCAGAGCUCAUCUCGGCGCUAAAAUCAAGUCUCCCAAACACAAUGAGUCCCUCUCACGGCCUACCACUUCCAGAAAUAUUGCUACUCAAUACCGCGGGCCACCGAAGCGCUCUCAUACAAGGGCAGCUUCAUCCAUGUCCAUUGACGACCUUGCGAACAUUGCCAUUGCCACAAGCCCGCACUUCAACAAUUCCAACUCGAACUUCUCUUUCAGCGGCAGUCCGCUUUUCCCUACCACCUCUCGGCCUAGCACCUCGUAUAUGAACGGCUACUCUUUAGAGUCUUUUGACCGGCCAGCAAAGAGGAUCAAGUCGGAAAGACUCUACUCUACGGAGUGGUCGAUACAGGAUGAAAGACCUAGGAGCAGUUACGUGCAAUCGGAGGACGCGAGGAAAGAGGAGGCCGAGCUGCUCUUAGGGAUCCAGAAAGGAUUUUCCUUCAAACAUGUUGUGGAAGAACGUAAACCUAUCGUUGCGAAGAUCGAGCCUAUUCAAGAAGAAACAUUGUUGCUGGACAUUGAUGAGUCUGCACCUGCCAAGGUACCUACAGAAGAGCAAGCGCAACAACCCACCGCCUCGGAAGGUGUGGCAGCGCCAGAGUCUUCGACACUUCAGCCUCAAGAGGAUUCCAUCACCCCAGUAAUAACUAAUGAGUCGACCUCAGACACUAUCCUGAUGACCGAUGCUGAUUCGCAGGACGUUGUUCAGAAAGAGGAAGACAUACAGGAGCCUCAACCUGACGAUGAGAUGGAACAAGAGGAAUAUGUGCCUUCGAUACAAGCUGCCACGGGCACAGCUGAAGAUGAUCAGAAACCAUCUGAAAAUCCUGAGGCGUCUCUGCCUGCGGUACCAGCAAUAGCCAGUGCACCGAAGCCAAAAAGAAUACCCGUCGAAGCCACACAGCACGUUUGUCCUGCCUGCAACCAGAUCAACUCAAACGCGAGCGAAGGAGAGUCUACGAUCCAGUGGAUCAAUUGUGAAGGCUCUUGCAAUCGCUGGUUUCACAUUCCUUGUGCUGGCUUUACUGGCCAAGGUGUGAAAAAGAUCGCAAAGUUUAUUUGCCCCGAUUGUGAGCCUGAGCACGGACAAACGACUUACACUCGUACCUCCUCGCGAGCACGAACUACACUAGAUUACGCCGCCCUCAAUGAAGGUGUCGCCUUGAGCAACGACGAUGAUACUCUGCAUCAUUUUGUGCCUAGGUUCAAGAAUGGCUCUCUUCAAUAUCAUCGUGACAAUUUUGCCAGAAUUCGGCCCGAACUUUUGACUCAAGAUUUGUGGGAGAACUUCGAUGGUAUGAAACGACCUUUCGUUGUUCCUGCAUUAUGGAAUCCACGUUUCGGUGAACCUGAAUCCUCCUGUGAACCCACAGAGGGCAGGAGAAUCCUUGACGACGCGGCAAAGUCAUUCAUCAGGUUCACAGACAAUGGAGAGGAGACCGACUCACAAGACGUAACCGAGCAGAUAGAGGAUGGGAUCAAUCCAUUGCAAUUCCCGGAAGAGCAGGAGAUAGAUGUUGACCAGGACUACCUAGAUAUGGUCAUGCCUCGUGGCCUCACUGUGCCACAAGUCGCUGAACUGUACGGCCCGGAUGAGGAUGUCCCCGUUAUCGAUGUCAAAACACAAGAAACCAAGGGCAGCUUUACCUUGCGCAAAUGGGCCACAUACUAUGCUGAACGGGGCAUCAAAGAGAUCAAGAACGUUAUUAGUUUAGAGGUCUCUCAUAGUCGACUGGGACGAUUGAUUCGAAGGCCUAAGGUCGUGCGCGACGUUGAUCUGGAAGACCAAGUCUGGGAUGCUGAAUCUCGUGUUGCAUCCAGUAAACGCCCUGUUGCGUUUUACUGUCUAAUGUCAGUCGGCGAUAGCUAUACAGACUUUCACAUCGACUUUGGUGGAUCUUCAGUCUACUACCAUAUCCUGAAGGGCAGGAAAACCUUCUUUUUUAUUCCUCCAGAAGACAAAUAUCUCAAAGAGUAUGAAAAGUGGAACAACACACCGAACCAGAAGCAAAUAUGGCUCGGAGACUGGUGCAAUGGCAACGUUACCAGGGUCGACUUAUACCCCGGUGAUACUGCUUUCAUUCCUGCUGGCUGGAUACAUUCUGUUUGGACUCCUGAGGACAGUUUGGUCAUAGGAGGCAAUUUCCUGACCAGAUAUGAUCUUGACAUGCAACUCAAGAUUGCUAACAUAGAACGAGCCAAUGGCGUUCCUGCGAAGUUCAGAUAUCCCUUCUUUCAGAAAGUCAUGUGGUACACACUAAUCAAAUAUCUUGAGGAUGAUCCUGUGCCAGAGGAUGUAAUCGAUGACUUUGAAGACGACUCCGAAUAUCGAUAUUUGCGGGCACUGCCUGUAUGGCAAGACCAGGAUAACACUUCGCCGGAGUUUGAACCAGAUGACAGUGAAUACAAUGCCCGUAAUUAUUCCAAAUCCGAAUUGCGAGGUCUGCCGGCGCUCAGAGACUAUUUGUACCGUACAGCUAGAAUACAUGCAGAGUUGCCAGUCGUUCCUGGUGUCAGCAAGGAACAAGGGAAAAAAGUCAAGGCAUCGAUACCCAAAGGUCAUGGCGAUCCUUUUCAGCUAAUUUGUCUAUUCGCGGUAUGGGUGGCUUGGAAGAGAGGCAAUGAAGUCGCACCAGACUGGCUACAUAUUGAUCCUAUUACUCAGGACCACGGGACGAAGGAGAGGUCACGGAAGGCUGAGAAGAUACGCAUACCACCCGAAAGAGCCUCGACUCGUAGAAUUCGGCCUACAAGUCCUGCGUCGACAGAGCGCCAAGACACGCCAGACACCGAUGAUGCUAGCCCAGCCACCUCUGACAGCACUAAGUUUUUGUGGCGAAGGAUCGCGUGUGCAGCGUGUAGAAAGAAGAAGCUACCGUGUCGACACCCAUACGGCUUGAAACUUGAGGAAACAGCUCAACAAACACUCGAAAAGCCGAGGAGCUAUGCAAACGUCAAUAUUGACGUCGCAAAACUGGCAAGGGCAACACAACAAGCGCCUGUCGCGUCUGUAGUGAAUUCGGUGGAAGGACCAGCGGCCCCACUCUCUGCUCCACAAAUUACACCACCUGCAUCAACCCUCGAUGAAAGUGCCAUGGAAAUUUCUAUUAACACCGAUCUUGCUCAAGCGGCUCUCGAACGCAUGUCAUCACAACCUUCUGAAUCGAAUGGACCGACAAUGAAUGGUGUCGCAUCCACUCCAAAUUCGGCAAAGAAAGGUCGCAGCAAAGCUUGCGAUGAUUGUCGCAAGAGCAAGCGCCGCUGUGUUCAUGAUGAACACGGAAGAGUUGAUCCGGCCAAGGCUGCUGAACCUUCUAAGCCUCGUGGGUCUACUAGCUCAAAGCGCCCUGUACGACUGAGCGACGACCAUCUGCCGAAAAGACAGAAAACAGAAGAUGAUUUCGCGGUUGAUGCUUCAGUCAUCGAUCCUGCACUCAUCGGCUCCAUCGAUCCAUCGCUAGGUCUACAAUUAAACCACUUUCGUUCAGGAUCAGAUGUGAGUGCUUUCGCGCCCUCAAUCGAGCAUCGCGACAACCAUGUUGCACCAAUUCAACCACCAGCUCAACACAUUGAGCCAGCAUUUGACCCUGCUCUGGUAGAUCCGGCUUUGAUGCAGCCUAUUACAGAGACUCCAGCUACCGCGCCAAACUAUCCCAGUGACGCGCCACCAAUGGUAUUUCCAAAACUGUCGACGACAUCAGCAGGCACCCCGGAUGUGGACAAGAGUUUCUCGCCCAUUACUGCAGAGGAUGCAACCGAUGUAACAUCAAAACGUGAGUCUGAAGAACAACAAUUACCUAUCAUCAAACCUGAAGUGGAUGCAAACACCAUCGUUGUCAGUACUGCGCAGGCAUUAACGAAUGGCAUCUCCCACUCAGAAACGGGACUAGAAGUUGACUCAAAUUCGAAGCAGGAGAACCACAGCCAGAACAAGUCGGGCACAGUCAACAGCACAUUCACGAAGCGAGAACCCUUGAGUCCGUCGAACCAUCGAGCUAACCAUCGUGCCUCGCCUGUAAGUGACGCCGCGUUGCUCGAACGGCGAAACGGUUCUGGAACGAACAGCGAAACAAGUCCACCAGCGAUAAAGCGUGAGACAGAGAGUCCAGAGACGAAGAGAGACAUGUCAACAACGAAAACAUUGGAGUUUAGCCGAGCGGACACUGCCACGAGCGAUAUAAGCUGUCUGGAAGGGAAUGCGAGCGAGAAACUUGCUAGAGAAUUACAGGCGCAAGAGCAUGGAUUGAGGCGUAGGCAAGGUGUGCGAAUUUCUUAG
This is a messenger RNA of Lithohypha guttulata, 4551 nucleotides long. RefSeq names its product JmjC domain-containing histone demethylation protein 1 (gene JHD1). Bases 1 to 4551 code for a protein of 1516 amino acids. Gene Ontology annotation, molecular function: transcription coregulator activity; histone demethylase activity. The record is from RefSeq and is a predicted model, not a curated record. The transcript is spliced from 2 exons. Gene Ontology annotation, biological process: protein demethylation; regulation of transcription by RNA polymerase II. NCBI's taxonomy places the organism in Eukaryota, Fungi, Ascomycota, Eurotiomycetes, Chaetothyriales, Trichomeriaceae.